AUUGGAUAAUGGCACGAGAAGUGGAUUAUUGUUUCAUAAAUGAGAGUGAACCGUAUUUGAAUUUUGGAGUUAAAACGCCUUAUCGGUUUGCAAGCAGUGGGCAAUUUCAGCGGGUGGUAAUACCAAACUGUGAACCCGUUCAAGUCUGGAUGCUAGGCCGACAUGGGACGCGUUAUCCUCAGGAAGGGGCUGUCCAAAGGCUUCAAGAACUUCACAAGAUACGUUGGAAAAUUUUGCAUCACCACGAAAAAGGGAUGGGUCGAUUGUGUAAUGAAGAUGUGGAGAACAUCAGAUUAUGGCACCCCGACAAGCACUUGACAGAGGAACAUGCAGCAAAAAUCGCUGAUGAAGGAUUGCGAGAGGGUGAACAACUCGGAAAAAGACUCAAGGACGCAUAUCCAGAGCUUUUUCAACUUCCCGUUGAAUACAUCACCUCAAAUAAUUAUACGUUCAGGUCCAUAAAGGCAUCACGCAGUGUCCUGAGUCUGAAAGCUAUGAUGAAAGGUCUUUUUGGUGAUGAAUCAGCUGUCGAAGUCAUGCAGAAUCCGGGGAAAGAUGUCCUGUUACGACCUGACAGGAAUUGUUAUCGAUGGUCACACGCUGACAGGAAUGUCGAGGUCCAACGUGAUAAAUUUAUUCAAGGUCCGGAGUAUACAGAACUGCAGAGAAAUGUCAGUCGACGACUUGGAUUUCAUGUGUCUCCCUCAACAAUUCACAACGUGCAGGACAUGUGCCGAUUCGAAACAGCUUGGAGUCCCAAUAAAUUAUCAUCCUGGUGUGCAGUAUUCAGUAAAGAGGAAUGGAAAAUAAUGGAGUACAUCGAUGAUAUCCAGUACUAUUACUAUUCAGGAUAUGGUACUGCAUUGAAUACUUUAAUCGGUUGUUUUCCAGUGGAGGAUCUCGUCAAGAAUUUCCGAUCCACUGAGAUUGCUGCACAUCAAAAAGGCGUUAAAGCGGUCUUUUAUAUGAGUACUUCAAGGGUUUUAAUGGAUUUCCUUCACACCAUAGGAAUCUCAAAAGACACCGAACAUUUGUUAUGGAAUAAUUAUGAACGAAUGAAAAAUCGCAAAUGGAGAACUUCUCUGAUUGCACCUUUUUUCGCUAAUUUCAUCGCUUCUUUCUACAGGUGCAGAGAUUCUCCAAACAAAGUGACUUUCCAUCUGAAUGAAAAACUAGUAAUGUAUGAAGGCUGUGAAGAAGGUAUUUGCGAUUGGAAUUACGUGAAGGGAAAAUUAGAACGGGUAGCCUCGGAUUGUGCAGAGAAUUGUUUCUGGAGUAAGACAGCUGUUCCUGAAGAUGCCGAAAGAAUAUUUCUGCUCAUUAUUGCGGUCUGUAUUUUGAUAAUUGCCUGCCAUCGUGGCAUUGCACGCACUUUUUACAGAUUAAUCCAAUUGAAUUGGUAAAAUUAUAAACCCAAACAAUAAACUAGAUAAUCCCCGUGGAAUUUUGCUCAACGCAGAUUUCACGUUUUUUUU
Fopius arisanus is the source of this 1475-nucleotide messenger RNA. RefSeq names its product multiple inositol polyphosphate phosphatase 1-like. The coding region runs from base 9 to 1403 and encodes 464 amino acids. The record is from RefSeq and is a predicted model, not a curated record. Lineage: Eukaryota; Metazoa; Arthropoda; Insecta; Hymenoptera; Braconidae. The transcript has 8 exons. Gene Ontology annotation, molecular function: acid phosphatase activity; inositol phosphate phosphatase activity.